UCUAUCCUCACUCUGAUAUAUUAUUAUAUAUAUAUUCUUUCUGUGUGUGUGUCUCUAAAUCUCCUUAUGCCUUCUUUCUGAUAAAAACCCUACUUUUCCUUACCCGAUUUCUCAGCCCUCCCAUACUCUCUGUUAUCAAAUCGCUUCUUCUUCUGUUCCUCUCCUCUAUCUCUUUUCCGUUCCAUUCCCUCCUGUCUCUGAAAACUUCAUGGACGUGGAUGACAGAAGCAUGGACAUGAUGGCAAUGAUGAUGCAGAUGGAAAAGUUUCCUGAAUUCUCUGAACCUUUUUACCCAGAACCUCCAUUCUGCACCACCACCAGCAGUCAGCCCAUACUCCACAAUAACAUGAUCAACCCUCCUCCACCAAAUCCCUUCGCCACCAACACUGCUAUUAAUCCAAUCCCACAACCCGUGACACCACACCUAGUUCAACCCAAAGAGGUUGGGGUCGGGAAUAUUAAUACUGAUAUUAACCCCAAUGCUUGUUCUUCUGAGAAAAAGAAUUCCAUGGCGGCGAUGAGAGAGAUGAUAUUCCGUAUAGCAGUGAUGCAACCUAUUCACAUAGACCCUGAAUCCAUCAAGCCUCCGAAGCGAAGGAACGUGAAGAUAUCGAAGGAUCCACAGAGCGUGGCGGCGAGGCACAGGAGGGAGAGAAUAAGCGAGAGGAUUAGGAUUCUGCAGAGAUUGGUUCCAGGAGGGACGAAAAUGGACACGGCAUCAAUGUUGGACGAAGCUAUACAUUACGUCAAGUUCUUGAAGAAGCAAGUGCAGACGCUGGAACAAGCAGGAGCGAGUAGGGCCAUGGGUUUUGGCGUACCCAGCCUCAAUCAUCACAUCAAUAAUUAUUCUACUUUCAUGAAGGAUUAUCAUCAACCGUGCCAGAUGGUGGGUGGUUCUAUGCAAAUGCUAAGCUGAAGGGUUAAAAAAAAAAAAAAAGGAAAUCUGUGGUGUAGUUGGUCCUUGAUGAUGUUGAUGGUUUUGGUCGCAUUGGAAAGAAAACUAUUUCUACAUGCUAUAGUGUCAUUGUCUUUAGGGUUAUGGUUUUUCUUAUUCAGUCGAAAGGGACCCAAAAAUAUGGAAAUGAAUUUGGAUUUCUUAUCUCCAUGGAAUGGACAGAAAGAAGAACCUCCAAAAAUAAUUUCCAUUUCGUAUGUCCAACCUGAGUUUGUAGCAUAAUCUCAAGAGAUAAACAGAGAAACAUGGCAAAACAAUU
Messenger RNA from Prosopis cineraria, 1214 nucleotides. RefSeq names its product transcription factor HEC1-like. Bases 209 to 916 code for a protein of 235 amino acids. Lineage: Eukaryota; Viridiplantae; Streptophyta; Magnoliopsida; Fabales; Fabaceae. Gene Ontology annotation, molecular function: DNA-binding transcription factor activity; protein dimerization activity. Gene Ontology annotation, biological process: regulation of DNA-templated transcription. The record is from RefSeq and is a predicted model, not a curated record. The transcript has a single exon.